Molecule: messenger RNA, 510 nt
Organism: Amoebophrya sp. A25
Lineage: Eukaryota; Dinophyceae; Syndiniales; Amoebophryaceae
Source: the annotation of a GenBank genome assembly
AGCAGUCAUCUAUCGUCCCUCCACAUAAUUCUCUAUCUCGUCUAUCUCCCUUCGAUCUGGAACCGAUGAAGCACAUGGCUCUGCUUGCUGGUUGCAAUUCUGGGGAAGCCAUGCCCGAUCGCGAUGUCUCCACACGAAAAGCCUUCGAGGCUGAAGUGCAGAAAGGCGUGAAAAGUACCCAUUGGGGACAGGUAGAACCAUUGUCGCCCGAACAGCUAGAAGAAGUGCGAAAAGAGUAUGUUCCUGACGAUGAAGAUUUAAGGCUCGGCUCGUUAAUUCAUCUUCCCGAACUCGAUUGUUUGAUUACAGUUACUUAUUUUUUACCUCUAGAGUCGGUCCUAGCCCUUCCAACAAUACAGUUACUUAUUUUGUACUCUUAGACUUUUCUUCUUUGAGUUCUGUUUCUGUAUGCGGCACUUUGUCUUUGACGAAACAGAAAGUGAUUUAAGUAGAUGAUGUGAAUAUGAAUUAUCGCCGCGCGCUUUAAUGAUCGCUGAAGAUGAUGAUGGG